Messenger RNA from Dichotomopilus funicola, 756 nucleotides. RefSeq lists its product as uncharacterized. NCBI's taxonomy places the organism in Eukaryota, Fungi, Ascomycota, Sordariomycetes, Sordariales, Chaetomiaceae. The record is from RefSeq and is a predicted model, not a curated record. The transcript is spliced from 2 exons. Bases 1 to 756 code for a protein of 251 amino acids.
AUGGAUAAAUGCCAUUACAGCACCGACAUUCAAACCACCGCAAACAUAUCCUUCACCCGCGAACCAAACGAACCCCUCUAUCACUUCCUCCAGCGCCUACCGCCACGAGACCUUGCCUCGGCCACCCCAUCACAUCUUCUCCCACCAUGGCUGUGGAUCACCAACCCUCAUCUCACGCCUCAAGAUCGAAAGAGCCCACCCGAUUUGGAUGCUUUCCUCCGUGAUGGUGGGGAAUUGUUAGCGGGGUUUCGAGAGGCUGCAGCGAAAGUGGAAACGUCGACUCCUCAAGAUCGUGGGAAUAUGGCUACGACGAAGCUUAUGGAAGAGUUACGAGAGAGGUUGCGGAAACGGAUCAUGGAGGUUGCGAAAGACUCGGGAGUUACUAGUGGAAAGUGGAUGCUCUUCCCCCAUGAGAAGGAGGUCAAUGAAGUGUGGCGGACGGUAUGUGAAGGGGUUGAGGCUGGACAAUUGGGCACCGGAGCGAAAGUGGCGACUGCGGGGAUAGGACAAAAUCCAACGCGUCUGAUAUGCGUAUAUACUGUGGACUUUACGGAUGUUGCAGAUGUUGGAAGGGUAUUGUUUGGGUUGGUGAAUUUGGGUCUUGUCCCAGCGGAUAUGUCGAGGGAAAUCACGUACAAGUGUGAUGCAUACACGUAUUUGGGGAUUUACCACGGAAAUGAGUACGGUCUAAGGAAGAGUAUUUGGGGCGGUUCGGAGAUCAUGCCGAUGAUGAGGCAAGAAAUGGACUUGGAUUGA